Messenger RNA from Paramecium sonneborni, 1793 nucleotides. NCBI's taxonomy places the organism in Eukaryota, Ciliophora, Oligohymenophorea, Peniculida, Parameciidae. The record is from the annotation of a GenBank genome assembly.
AUGCAAGAAUAAGGUAUGUGUUGUGAUGGAACUAGGUCUUUUUUAGGUACAACACUAAAAGCACCAUAAGUGAUAUUUAGAAAGACAGUAUCUAUUGAUGUGUGUAUGAUUUAUUUUAUAAAAAGUAGAGAGUCCAGAUUAAAAAGAAUAGUACAUCAAAGAAUCUAAAUUAGCAGUGUCCUUCUCCUCACCUCCAAAUUCAGGUUGUGAAAAUUGUUUACCAGAUGAGGAAGUAAUUUCUUAUUACAUUCCAGAAGAUAAUCAUUCAUAUACUAGCUACAAACAUGUUCGCUUCUCUGAACCAUCAGAUAAGUAUUCCUAUAGAUAUAUAACAAGAACUGCAAAUAUUCCCUAACAUAAAUAUAGGAGAUAACGUUCCAUUCCUAUACCAGAAAAAGUUCAAGAAGAUCUAAUAGGAGAAUCUGCAUAACUUUCUCCAAAUUUGAAGGCUCACAUUUAUAACAAGAAUAGUUAAUAAACUAAAUAAAAAAAGAAUAUGACUCCAGAAACAGAAAAUCAAUUUAAUUUCAAUGCGUUGUCUCUUUAAAAUAGUUUUUGUUGUAAAACCAUCUCAUCUUAAGAGUAGAUGGAUUAAACUAAUUAAAUGGCAGAUGAAUUAGUCAACAUAGUUAAAAAUUAUUUAAACGAUAUUACAUAUAAUGAAAAACAUUUUACAUUUGAUGAAUAAGAGGAUGAUUAUAGAAAUAAAUUUAAUUUAUAACAAAAAGUCUUAAAAGUAAUGUGUUAUGAUAAAUGUAGAAAGCAUUAGAACAUUUAAACUUUAAGAUGAAUGUGACAUUAUGUUCUCCUAUUUCAAGAAUUUCAGCAACUUCUCCUCAUUUCGAAGAUUUGCAUAUAAAUGUAAAAGACUUAUAAACUAAAAUUGAAGAAAUAAGUGAUACGAAUGAUCUUCUGAAAGAUAAGAUUGAAAUAUAGGAAACUAAAUUGCUUGAGUAGUAUGAUCAAAUAAAACAAAUGCGAAAAAAAAUAUCAGAUCUAGAAUUAGAGAAUAAGAAUCUUUUAGAGCAAUAUGAAUAAGAGCAAAAUAGAAGAAAGAGUUUAAAUGAAUAAAUAAAUUAAUAAAAAUAAUAAUUAGAUGAUAAAAUUAAGACUUUACAAUGUUAAUAAUUAAAAAUACAUCAAUUAGAGUAAUUGGUGGAGAGAAACAAUAAGAAAAGCAAUCAAGAUACAUAAAAUUUAAAUAUAAAUUGGAAUUAAUUGAAAACCGGAAGAAGACAUACUAAUUCAUUUCAUGAGGUAUGUUCUUCACCAAAUGGUAAUAAGUUAGUGAUUGUUAACAGUAGUACAAAUAGUUCUUAACAAUCUCCUAAGAAUACGUAAAUAUAGAAUAAUGAGAAAAUUGAAAAUUCUGAUAAUACAACUUACUUUGGAUCGAUUAUAAAAGAUAAGAAAUAAGGAUAUGGUAAUUUGAAGAAAGGAGAUAAAAAAUUAUACAUGGGUAAUAAUGAAAUGGGUAAAUCUAGGUUUUUGGAAGGAUGAUAAUUUCAGUGGAUUUGGUCAUUUGAAUAAUGAAAAAAUUGAAGAAGGAAUUAUUGAUGUGCUUAAUUUAAAUACAAUAGGAAAUAAGUGGAUUAGUUAUUAAGGAGAAUUUUAAGAUGGCUUAUUUCAUGGAUAUGGAAUUUGGACAUUUUGUGAUAGUUCAAGAUUUCAUGGUUUAUUUCAAUAAGGAAAAGCAAAUGGAAGAGGGUAACUUUAUAUAUUUUCAAAUUAGUACUUAUUAUACAAAUCUUAAUACUAUAAAAGGAUUUUGGAAAUAAAAUAUUAAAAUUUGA